Ciona intestinalis (vase tunicate) is the source of this 551-nucleotide messenger RNA. NCBI's taxonomy places the organism in Eukaryota, Metazoa, Chordata, Ascidiacea, Phlebobranchia, Cionidae. The record is from RefSeq and is a predicted model, not a curated record.
UAAACGUCACAAAUACUUCCUAUACAUCAGAACGCCGGUUGUUGGCAAGUUCGGCGAGUCAUUUGGGCGUGCAGGAGCAGCGAGAAAGCCAAAGAAAUGGGAUUACUGAAAGUUUUAACGUUUCUACUCUGUCUGAUCUCAACUUGCAUCGGGUUAACUUGUUAUUCCUGCGAUAACACAUCUCCGAACUGCGUUAACCCGAAUUCUCAAACCGAGACCAAAGUUUGCGAUGAAGGUGUCCCCUGCAUGUAUUUGACUGUGGAGACAGGAAUCGGGAACAAGACGUAUCGACGAGACUGUUUAAAGUUCUUGCAUCCAAACGGUUGUGCCGCCCUUGAUCCAACACAGCCAGAUAUGAUGAUUUGUUCUCUUGAAUGUUACACUGAUUUAUGCAACGCUUCAGUUACACCGACGGCAAAGAAGCUCGUUUUAGUCAUUUGUUCUUUUCUUGCAGUCGCCCUCCAAUUUCUAUAAAGCAUUACCACUUCCGGUCUUGCUAUGAAAUCAAUAUAAACGUAUCUCAUCUCAAGAAAUAAAAUAUCAUUACCGUU